UGCAACCAUUCAUACAGAGGUAUAAUAUACAAUAUUUAACAAUCAAUUUCACAAAAAUUUUACCUUGAAACAUAUUUAUGGACCAGCGUAGAUGGAAAAAAGUGGGACUUGUAUCAGUAGUGUUUUAAUUGUGAUAAACAAGGUAUGGCCAACUCAGAAACUAUAGAAGAAUUGUUUAGAAGAACUCCAGAGGAUCUAGAUUUUGUAAUAGAUGGCAUGCAUUUUGGCCGAGGCGAUUCUUAUCACGCCGAAAACACGUCCACGCAUUUCAAGCACAAAACAACCGAAGUGAAGUGUUGGCAAAUCGUAGAUGAAAAACUCCAAGUGCUUGAAGAAUCAAAAAAUGAAUUUUACACCUCGGAAACUUAUAUUAUUCGAUGGAAAUCAAGCACGGAACAUUUUCGAUCUGAGCAAAUUUUGAAUACAACAGAAAACGAGAUUUAUUUUUAUUGGAAAGGCGAAGACGCGUCCAAAGGAUAUUCACCAUUGCCUGAGUCUAUAGAAAAAGACAAUCCUCCUGUUGAAAGAAUAGUCCAAUGGGCCGAACCACCGGCUUUUCUUCACCUAUUUUCGGGAAAGUUUAUCGUGCAUAUUGGAAAACACGGUUUUUUAAAUGCGGCGCCACACUUGUACAUCCUCAGAGGCGAGCUUGAGAAGGAAAUACAUUUAUACGAACUGCCGCUGAAAAAAGGAAAUCUGCGAAGUAGGACUUCAUUUGUGGUUUUUUUUCCACACGAAAAAUCCACGAUUAUUUGGCAUGGGAAAAACUCAAAUUCCCACAGCAGAGCAUCGAUUAGAAAAGCGACUGAGGACGUUUUCGGCUCCAAUUGCACGGAAAUUAGCCAAGGGUCUGAAAACGAGAAAUUUCUAAAUUGUUUUUGCAACGAUGAAAAAGAGUAUUUUGAUGCCCCCCUCAAAAAAAUCGAUUAUACGCCAAGAUUAUUUUAUUUUAAUACAAUCACGGGGUGUUUUCUUGCUACUGAAAUUGGGUGUAGCCACAGGAGUUCACACAUAACUCCGCUCCCGUUUCUUCAGUCCCAUCUUUACAGUCCCGAACAACCAGCGAUUUUUCUUCUGGACGACAACGACGAAAUUUGGAUCUGGUAUGGAUGGGAGCAGGAGGAGAACGACGACUUCAAAAGCGAGUGUUUUAUCGCCGCCAUUGAUUAUGCGAAACAGAAAAGCAAAAAUAUCAAAAGACUGGUCAAACUUCAGAAAGUAAUUGCCGGUUUUGAACCGGAAGCAUUUACACAUUUAUUUCCCUUUUGGGAAAAAAGACAAGACAUCGCUCAACUACAAGAAAAGGCUGGUGUGUUGCUAAGUGCAAAUCCUCUCAUUGAAGUUAUCUCGUCAGAGGAGUCUCCAGAAUAACUAAUUAAAUUUAUGCAUUUUUCAUGUGAAUUUUAAAAGCCCACUCAUUGAUUGUGUUGCAUUUUUUGUAGGAGUGUAGUGGUAAUAAAAAUUUAUUUUAAAAAUUA
Molecule: messenger RNA, 1478 nt
Organism: Tribolium madens (black flour beetle)
Lineage: Eukaryota; Metazoa; Arthropoda; Insecta; Coleoptera; Tenebrionidae
Product: supervillin-like
Exons: 4
Coding region: 145-1371 (408 amino acids)
Biological process (GO): actin polymerization or depolymerization; barbed-end actin filament capping; actin filament severing
Cellular component (GO): cytoplasm; actin cytoskeleton
Molecular function (GO): phosphatidylinositol-4,5-bisphosphate binding; actin filament binding
Source: RefSeq, a predicted model, not a curated record